Messenger RNA from Trypanosoma conorhini, 3894 nucleotides. RefSeq lists its product as uncharacterized. Bases 1 to 3894 code for a protein of 1297 amino acids. The record is from RefSeq and is a predicted model, not a curated record. The transcript has a single exon. Lineage: Eukaryota; Euglenozoa; Kinetoplastea; Trypanosomatida; Trypanosomatidae.
AUGCAGCCACUGGAUGCGCAGCCGUAUGAGACGGCGCUGCAACGAUUGUUGCGCGCCGCGGUCUGCAGUGACGAACAGUUACACGAUUACCAUCUCUCUCAGGCCCUCCGCAGCCUGGCGUACGCCGUCAACCGGGCGUCUCUCCCCGUCGCUACGCCGCACCCCUCACAAGGCCCUUCUACGCGGAACAAGACACCGCCCGCCCCCUCGUCGCCAGGCCUGACACGCGCAACCGCAACAGCUACGAGUGUAACUGGAGGCGUAGCAGUGCUGUGCCGCAUGUGCGCAUGCGCGUUGGCUUCACAGGCGAGUCUGCAAACGCUGGUGUACGUCUCCACUCGGUUGUUGUGCGACGAGGCUACAGCAUUUGGUGAGGGAAAUGAGCGCCCAACUUGCACAGCAGCGUGGGUCGAGGCUCUUUGUUCUCCGUGUGUUCAAGGUUCAUUCCUGCACAAAGAGAUGGGUAUUCACCGUCGUCUAGCAUUGGGCUACUUGCUCAUCCUUUCUGGCACCGUUCGCGCUGUGUCGCACGGCUGUGUCAAGGGCAAGCGACUUUACAGUCAUUUUGUGGAAUUUGCACAGCGAUUGCUCGAUGACGUGGUGCCCUGCGUGGCAACGAUGGCAGACACGAAGGAUGACAUCUCUCUGACGCAACUGCCUUCUACAAUCUCUUUCACCGAGGACGCAACAUCGGAGGCGGUACGCGGCGUGUUGCACGCACCUUCCCGUCUGACGGUCGAGGCGAACAAUGCACUGCUACACUUAUUUCAUGACAUCGCGCUGGAUGUCUUGGAGGUGCAUGAGAAUGAUGAUAGACAGACAACGCCUAGCCGCUGUAUGGUGUUGGAUCGUGAGGUCCCCUCACGCAUCUGGGCUGUGGCCUCCAUUUUGCGGAGGGCAUUGCUCCGGGCGCUAGACUGGAUUCAGAAGGAAGUUAUUUGGUACGGAAGCUCUGUAGACACUGUGGAGCUCCCGAAGGAGUCUCAGGCCGUUGGUGAGGCGAUUGCUUUGGUUAAACGCGCCCUGGAAGAUGCAUUCACCCAGCUGAUUUAUAGGCAAGAAACAUUUGAGUGCUCGCGGCGAUCUGCUGAGUGGCAAUUUGGGCAAAAUUCAAAGGACUAUCAUGCCAGCAGUGAAAUAAUGUGGACAAACACCCUACGACUUUUUUUUAUCUGCCGGAGCCUAUCAAGUGUGUGGACGUACAUCCACAGCGGUGUCGGUGACGUGGAGGUGCAACACACAGACGCACAGAUAGUGGCGCUUAUUGCUUCUUUUCUGUCGUCCGUGCCAUCUGUGGAGGGAGAGGAAAAGGAAAGUGACGUAUUUUUCGCCACCACAAUGCUUCUUUCAGGGGCACUUGCCGCCGUAGCGGCGGCCCCUGCUCCAUCGAUGCAGGCAUCACUCUGGCUUGCGGAUUUGAACACAACCCAACAAAUUCAUAAUGCGAUUAUUCAGCGGGGACUUCGUUAUCGAGACGAAAAUGUGCAAAAGUUAAGCGCACUACUGUCACGGUUAAUAGUAUAUAGCUCAUCCAACAGUUCCUCCUUUCGCGUCAUUGCCGAUUCCCCCGAUCAACUUUUGGAACUUCUAUCGGAUGGCCGUGAUGGGGCGUCGCAGUGUGUCACUGGUCUAUUGAUUCGCGCGGCCGUUGAACGGCCGCAUUCAAUUUUGCCCUCACUUUUCCGUUUGUUGCAGCAUGGCGACGUCAAGACUCGGCGAAAUGUUCUAGAUGUCCUCGCCGCCCUUCCGCAGGCCUCCGAGGACUCUCUUUACGGAGAUGCCUUUACGUCAGAGCAAAUGCGGCCGGUAUGGCGACUUCUCUCGGAGGAACUUCUCUUACGGAUUCAGGACGAGGAAUUGCAGAUUCGACUACAAACUUCGAAGCUAUUCGCCAAGGUGUGGCCAGAGGAUGUGUGUCGUUCCUUGUUGAGGCUGGCAACACAGCGCGACAGAGCUGUUAAACGACAAUCGGCCGCGCAGCAGGCUUUGCGCUCCGUUGUUGAAGCCCGCAGCGGCGACAAAAGUAUUGUGCUGCUAUUGAUACAAGAGUCGUUGGCGUUGUUGGGGGAAAGUGUGCCACCGAUCCGUGCUGCCCCCUCCACACCAGCUGAUAUUGUGGCGUUUGCAACAUUGCACUCUGGCACAUUACAGGACACCGCUGCAAGUCAACAUGAAAACGGCCCAUCCCCAGCGGAAGAGGGAACUGUCAAGGAAAGACUUGUGCGGGUGGUGGCGUUCUUGGCACGCCAUUGGGCCGAGGGUGUAACAGCGUGGACGGAGGCGUGUGUUCUGCCAUUGUUUCAGCGUGCGAUGGAGGCGAGUGCUCCUUUGGAGCAAGAGCUUGUAAUUCAUGUCAUGACCCAAAUAGCUUCUGUAUGCGGUUCGAGAAGGGACGGUUUACUUGCACUCUCGUUAACUUGCCUUCAUAUCAUGAAACCGACGGAGGAAGAGGACGCAAGCCAGUCAAGGAUAUGGCUGGAAACCACCACCAAUGCCUCAGCGUCAGCUGAUUCUGACACGGCAGGUUACCGAAUAAUAGCACCACUGCUGUUUCUUCGCGGCUGCCCGAGGCGGAGUUUUGCCGCAUUCACCACGCUGAAGGAGAUGCUCCCCCCUGUUGCGGAGCUGUGGCAAUUUCUGUGGAGCGUGAUUCUCACUGCAACGUCCCGCGAAAAGCUACCACUGGAUGCCCAGCGCCUACUACUAGAAGUGUUGUGCAAAUACAACGCCUCUGUCCUGCUGGAGCGGCUACGCGACCUCGAGUCCGGGUUCAAGAAGCAGGGGUUUUUGUCAUCUGAUGCUCGUGACGAGGCGCGUUUUUUGUACCGUGUUGGCUUUUUUUGCAUGGGUUUCCUCCUCUCUCAGAACCGGGCAUCAUUUCACUCGAAAGACACGAGGUCGAACGUAGUGGCGAAUACGCCUGAACCGGAGCAAGAAAAGGCGACAGAGGCAGUCGUCCGCCUAGAAACGGAGGAGGCUGAAGAAGUUGAAUUAGCUGAGUUGGUGGUUGGUGCCCAUAUGGUUGGGCGCUGGGCCGAGGAAAUAGUGGUGCCGUGGCUUUUGAGCGAGGAUGACGCGGGAGUCUGCGAUGGCGCUUGCGCUGCGGAUUGUCAGCGCGUAAGCCGGGCGGCGAUGGAGUGUUUGGCCAUUUUUCUGGUCGUUGCGUUGAAUCGCCCGGUAUUUAACGAUGCCGUGGUACCGUUUGUUGCGCUUCCACUGACUCAGCUGGCAACGCAGUGUCGAGAGCGGUUGACAUGUUUGAGGGAAACGCACAACGUCACAGGUGGCCCCUCCACGGACUGGGAUCUCUCCCCUCACCUCCUUGGGCGUUUUGAGUUCGCCAUGCACAUUCAUCAGCGUGCCCUCAGUCUGCUGCGAACACAUCCCUCAGGGAGGACGAUGCUUAGCCCGUAUUUUAAGCAGUAUAUGCCGCAGUUAAUUGAACUCGCCAACGCCUCUUGCAGCGUAGUUCUGCGUCUUGCUAGGAAGGAUAUUGCGCAGGUGGCUGUUGAAAGUUGUCAUGUACUUUUUCUGGCUGUAAUGGCCACCACUGGUGCGCCUCCAAAGUUCCCUGACAACGGGGUCGCAAAAGGGCACACGCUCCCCUCGAAGAGCGCAUUGAUGCUUCUUCCUGCCACCGAUCGAAACGCGCUGCUUACCUUUGCGGUGGGUAGUGCUAGGUACACUGAACUUCCACAGUUGCAGUCAGAGGGUGUGAAGUUGCUCUCGGCGCUCUUGGGUGCGGCACCCGAUGUUUUCAUGGCGGAGUCUCACAAGGAUGAGGCACCGCUAGGAGAAGCCCUUGCCGUCUUGGCGUCGGUGGCGCUGAUGCAUCCUGAUGCCAAAACCCGCGUCCUUGCGGAACAGGUUUGCGGGGUUUUGCAAACGAACUAA